This is a messenger RNA of Solanum lycopersicum (tomato), 2039 nucleotides long. RefSeq names its product cyclin-dependent kinase E-1. Gene Ontology annotation, biological process: protein phosphorylation. Gene Ontology annotation, cellular component: mediator complex; nucleus. Gene Ontology annotation, molecular function: protein serine/threonine kinase activity; ATP binding. The record is from RefSeq and is a predicted model, not a curated record. Lineage: Eukaryota; Viridiplantae; Streptophyta; Magnoliopsida; Solanales; Solanaceae.
UAUAGAGAUCCUCCAAUUGUGCAAGUCCAAGUGCCACAAAAUUUCAUCGUCCAGCUUUGCGUCUCUACUCUGUAUCCUUAGCCCUCUUUGUUGACCGCAAAGCUCAAAAUCGCCAUGGGAGAUGUCAGAGGAAAUUCCAAUAGCAAUCGGCCAGAGUGGUUGCAACAGUAUGAUUUGAUAGGGAAAAUUGGGGAAGGGACUUACGGGUUGGUUUUUUUGGCUAAGAUCAAAGCUAACCGUAGCAAAUCUAUUGCUAUCAAGAAGUUCAAGCAAUCCAAGGACGGUGACGGCGUUUCCCCCACCGCCAUUCGCGAAAUCAUGUUGCUUCGGGAGAUAUCCCAUGAGAAUGUUGUAAAGCUUGUCAAUGUGCAUAUCAACCAGGCAGAUAUGUCUCUCUAUCUCGCUUUUGACUAUGCCGAGCAUGACCUCUAUGAAAUUAUCAGACACCAUAGAGACAAGGUCAUUCUUUCAAUCAAUCCGUACACUGUAAAGUCUCUGUUAUGGCAGCUGCUUAAUGGUCUCAAUUAUCUUCACAGUAAUUGGAUUGUUCAUCGAGACCUAAAGCCAUCAAACAUCUUGGUAAUGGGCGAGGGAGAAGAACAUGGAGUUGUUAAAAUUGCUGAUUUCGGCCUUGCAAGAAUUUAUCAAGCUCCACUGAAACCAUUAGCUGAGAAUGGGGUUGUAGUCACUAUCUGGUAUCGUGCGCCGGAGUUACUGCUUGGGGCUAAACACUACACAAGUGCAGUUGAUAUGUGGGCCGUUGGCUGUAUAUUUGCUGAGCUUCUUACUCUAAAGCCACUAUUUCAAGGGCAAGAAGUGAAGGGCACACCAAACCCUUUCCAGCUUGACCAACUGGACAAGAUAUUUAAGGUUCUCGGACAUCCCACACCAGAAAAAUGGCCAACACUGGUAAACCUUCCGCAUUGGCAAUCUGAUGUGCAACGAAUUCAAGGACAUAAGUAUGACAAUCCUGCACUUUAUAGUGUUCUGCACAUGUCUCCCAAAAGUCCUGCAUACGACCUUCUUUCAAAGAUGCUUGAAUAUGAUCCUCGUAAAAGAAUAACAGCAACACAAGCUCUAGAGCAUGAGUACUUCCGGAUGGAACCUCUACCUGGCCGCAAUGCACUUGUACCACCACAACCUGGAGAAAAAGUUGUGAAUUAUCCAACUCGACCUGUGGACACAACUACAGACUUUGAAGGAACCAUUAGUCUUCAAACGUCUCAGCCGGUAUCAUCUGGAAAUGCAGCAUCUGGUGGCAUGCAUGGUCCCCAUGUUAUGCCAACUAGAUCUGUACCCCGACCAAUGCAAAUGGUGAACAUGCCAAGGAUGCAACCUCAGGGCAUGUCUGCUUAUAAUCUUGCUUCUCAAGCUGGCAUGAGUGCUGGAAUGAACCCUGGAAACAUGCCCAUGCAGCGUGGUGUUGCUGCUCAGGCACAUCAGCAGCAGAUGAGAAGGAAAGAUCCAGGAAUGGGAAUACCUGGAUACCCUUCACAACAGAAAUCUAGGCGGUUCUGAAAGUUUUUCUCAAUGACAAUCAUGCACAUACAACUCUGCAGGUGGAUUAACGUUUCUGAAGCUGGCAAUGUUAAUGAACACAAGUAGAUGAGGCUGAAGAGGGUUUACAGAUAGGCAGUACUAUGUCAGACUUGGAUACAACAAUGUUCUUUAGUGUCUCAGUCGAACAUGAUUGCGUAAAGAAUAACUAGUGUUGUGGGUGAGAGAUAUCAGCAGCAGUCAGUAACAGAUCUGUGAUAGCGAUGGUCAGCUGUCCAUUAUUAUAGAGCUGUGUAUACAAAUAAUAUGUACACCAACCAAUUGUCAUUGUGUAUCAUCGUUUUUACUCCAUCGGUGGCAUUGCAAUUGAAAUAGUUAGAAAUGAUGUAUAGUUAAGAAGGGAAUGGAUGUACAAAUGAAUAGUACAUGAGUUGGGGUACCCUCCAGUAAUCUUCACCAACUGCAGAUGCUAAUGUAUUUAUGCAAAUAUCCAAUUUAACAUUUCACUCUUCUAAGCAACAAAUAGUAUCAUGUUUCUUCUU